GCAGAAACAGGAAGACUUUUCGUACGACAAAGUAAAGGAGCAUUCAGAUUACAAAAAAGCAUUAGAAAUAUUAUCUAGUCAAAACGAAUAUGCAAAAAAAUGGUUAGAUGUCUUUAAACUGGCUGAUUACGUGUUGGCUGGUGAUAGUGGAUUACGCGUUUCCUCGGCGUUCUUGAACCAAGAGCUAGAAUACGUUUCGGAUGAAUAUGACCUAAUCUUGACUACCAAUGUGAAUGAACAAAUGGGAACGUAUGUAAAUGCUACUACUACUCGACUUACAAAACGGUUUCUAGACUGUGCCAAAGAAAGCCCUCCAAAGCGUUUGGCAAAGGAGAUAGGAAAAAAUGAACACGGUAAUCCUUUUGCUACAUGCGGAACACCCAAUAAGAGUGACACAGAUGAAUCAUAUCAUCCCAGUUCUGAUGAAUCAAGUAGUGAUUCUUAUAUGGAAUUUAAAAAAGAGAAACCCGAAUAUAUUUAUGAAUGGUUUACAGGACAGGGCAUCAAAGAAUCUAAUUUAAGUGAUGGUGCAAAAAAGUGGAUCAUCAACACAUUUGAUGUUUCGAAUUUAUUGUUAGAAUAUCGCAAUAUGUCUGUUCAAAAGGCUUCUGAUCAUAAAAUUGAGGAGGUUGCUGAAAUACUUUCUUUGAAUCAUAUAUUUUUAUUCGAGGAGAAUGCAUCAGCCGGGAUUCAGGAAAUGAUUGAUCCUCAGUCAUUAAAAAUAAUUUUCGAAAACAUUAAAAAUGAAUUUACUCCCUAUCAAUUAUCAGAUAAUGACAUUUUACGAUGUUAUAAAAUGGCAAAGACUGCAAACCAAAAUUUUCGAAAUUGCAAACAAUUGCUAAGGAGAUGGCAAAAGCAAGUCGAGGAUGAUCAAGAGGAUUUGAUUUUGGAGGUGUUCGAGUCGAUGUAA
Molecule: messenger RNA, 913 nt
Organism: Acaulospora colombiana
Lineage: Eukaryota; Fungi; Glomeromycota; Glomeromycetes; Diversisporales; Acaulosporaceae
Source: the annotation of a GenBank genome assembly